AGCUUCCAAUAGCGUCAAUGUACGUAACAUAGCUUGAUGUUAGCGAGGUCCGCAUUGGCUGUCCCUCAAGGUGUGUGCACGCCUGCCAUUUAACCACUUGUUGAUUACAUGCUGGUGCCAAGUGAACGGGUUAGCUCUAGCUCCUGACCGGUCUUUCCCUCGAUGUCCGCUGAUAUAAUGGCAAAUCAAUACCACAAACUCGAAGCCAAGGCUGUCCAAGAGCUGAAGGACAUCGCCAACAAAAUCCGGAUCCAUUCGGUCAGCUCCACGCAAACGGCAAAGUCGGGGCAUCCAACAUCAUGCUCGUCAAUCGCCGAAAUUUUAUCGGUCCUUUUUUUCAACACAAUGCGAUACAAAAUAUCAGCACCGAAAGACCCCUCAAGUGACCGCUUUGUCCUUUCUAAAGGUCACGCCGCUCCGGCGCUGUACGCAGUAUGGGCCGAGGCGGGUCUUUUCCCCGUUGCUGAUUUACAAAACUUGAGGAAAUUGGGGUCGGACCUCGAGGGUCAUCCAACUCCUCGCUUGAAUUUCAUUGAUGUAGGGACAGGCUCGCUGGGCCAAGGGCUGGCCAUUGCGUGCGGCAUGGCCUACGUGGGCAAAAACUUCGACAAGGCCAGUUAUAGGGUGUACUGCCUGGUCGGGGAUGGGGAGAGCGCCGAGGGUUCAAUCUGGGAAUCGCUCCAUUUUGCGACUUACUACAAGCUCGAUAAUCUCUGCGUUAUCUUUGAUGUGAACCGUCUCGGGCAAUCUGAGCCCACUUCUCUGGGUCAUGAUAUCGACACUUACAGGAAACGGUUGGAAGCGUUCGGUUUCAAUGUAGUUGCCGUCGAUGGACACGACGUCGAAGAGCUGGUGAAAGCCUUCCACGUGUCGUGCAACACCAAAGGGAAGCCUACCGCAAUCAUUGCGAAAACUUUCAAAGGGAAGAACUUCCCCAAAAUUGAAGAUUUGGAAAACUGGCACGGGAAACCACUAGGAGAUCAGGCCGAUCGUGUCCUCCAACACCUCAAAUCUCUUGUUAAAAACACGGGGCCUUUGCAACUCCACCCCCAGAAGCCCCUCACCGACGAUGCUCCCAUUGUUGACAUCAGCAAUAUUAAACUAUCCUCGCCUCCAUCUUACAAAAUCGGCGAUAGUAUUGCUACGAGAGUGGCCUACGGCACUGCUUUGGUCAAGCUCGGCCAAAGCAACCCCCGAGUCAUUGCCCUUGACGGCGAUAUGAAAAAUUCAACAUAUUCGGAAGCCCUUAAAAAAUUUGACCCCACGAGAUACAUCGAAUGUUUCAUCGCCGAACAGAACCUUGUCGGGGUUGCCAUUGGUGCUACUUGUCGCGACCGCACAGUUGCCUUCGUUUCCACCUUUGCUACUUUCUUAACCCGUGCUUAUGACCAGAUUCGUAUGGGGGCUAUUUCUCAGACAAAUGUCAAUUUCUGCGGCUCUCAUUGUGGUGUCAGUAUAGGCGAAGACGGACCAAGCCAGAUGGGGCUGGAAGACAUCGCUAUGUUCCGGACCAUCCCCGGAAGCACUGUCUUCUACCCCGCUGAUGCGGUCUCCACUGAACGUGCCGUCGAACUGGCCGCGAACACCAAAGGAGUCACUUUCAUCAGAACCAACAGACCGGCCACUGCUGUCAUCUACCCCAACAAUCACGUAUUCCAGGUGGGCAAGUCGCACGUGGUGAAGAAGUCGAACAACGACCAAGUCCUGGUUAUUGGUGGCGGAGUGACCCUGCAGGAGGCCAUCGGGGCCGCCAACGAAUUGGCUAAAGCCGGUGUUGGUGUCCGUGUUUUGGAUCUGUUCACCAUCAAGCCAAUUGACAAGGAGGGAAUAAUCAAAAACGCGAAAGAAUGCGGUGGGCGUAUUCUCGUCGUUGAAGACCACUACUACGAGGGGGGCAUUGGCGAGGCUGUCCUUUCGGCGGUCGCUCAGGAGCGCAACAUCGCCGUGAAACACGUGGCAGUGCCCAAAGUGCCCCGCUCCGGGAGCCCCACCGCCCUUUUGGACUACUACGGCCUCAACAGCAAACACAUUGUCAAUUACGUGCAAGAAGCAAUGAAGUUGUAAUUUUAUCAUGUUUACUAAUGGAGCGGUGUAACAUUCCAUUUUAAUAAAAAAAUUCUAAGUUA
This is a messenger RNA of Tribolium castaneum (red flour beetle), 2126 nucleotides long. RefSeq lists its product as uncharacterized. The coding region runs from base 163 to 2064 and encodes 633 amino acids. The transcript is spliced from 4 exons. The record is from RefSeq and is a predicted model, not a curated record. Gene Ontology annotation, molecular function: transketolase activity; thiamine pyrophosphate binding. Lineage: Eukaryota; Metazoa; Arthropoda; Insecta; Coleoptera; Tenebrionidae.